Molecule: messenger RNA, 687 nt
Organism: Peronospora farinosa
Lineage: Eukaryota; Oomycota; Peronosporomycetes; Peronosporales; Peronosporaceae
Source: the annotation of a GenBank genome assembly
AUGACCAAUAAUGGACUGCUGAAUCUGUACUUGCUGACCUUCAAUUGCGCCUCAUGUGCUGGCUGGGCCUAUGUGCUUUAUCUUACAAUGAUAACGGUAACUAAAGCAUACGAAAGUGGUCACGAAUGGAAUGAAAUUGCUCAGAACACGUGGGAUGUCGUGUCACUUCCCCUUAAGGUGGUGCAAACUAUGGCAGUAAUGGAGAUUGUACACGCUGCAGUGGGCUUUGUACGCUCACCAUUGGUCUCGACACUCAUGCAAGUGAGUUCCCGUUUGUGGCUUGUCUGGGGAAUCAAUGUGUUGUGUCCCGUAUCACGUUAUCAGUUUGGAUUCCCACUUAUGGUGGCUAGUUGGGGCCUUGUAGAAGUACCACGUUACUCGUUCUACGCUUUAAACUUGUACAAUGCGGUCCCAAACUUGCUCUUUUUCCUUCGUUAUCAUCUCUUCAUGUUACUUUACCCAUCGGGUGUACUUGGUGAGGUCUUGUGCAUGGUGAGUUCACUUAGCUUUCUAUCGGCGGGUGUGUACUCGAUCCAACUGCCUAAUACGCACAAUAUCUCGUUGUCGCUCUACUUGGUGGUCAUCCUAGUACUUGUCGUGUACAUCCCGGGUCUGCCUGUCAUGUACGGCCACAUGCUCACACAGCGCAACCGUGCGUACUCCAAGACGAAGACAAAGACGGCGUAG